AUGAAUUCGGAAAAUCUUUUAGACAUAUUCCGUCCGAGCAUCUAUCCCUCUUCUAACGUCGUCUCCCUCUCCACCCUCCCUCGCGUUAUACUUCCCUUCCCGCCAAACAUUACUGCUUAUGAGAUAGCACACAAAAGACGUCGAUCGAAAAUUUGUUCAAAAACGCCAAAUGCAUUUUUCAUUUAUAGGAAAGCAUUUGUAGACCACUUGUCACUUUUAGACCAUAGGCUUAAGAUGACAGAAGUUUCAAGACUCGUUAGCGACCAUUGGAAGAAUGAAAGUCAAGAAGUCAAAGCGACCUAUGAGAAAAUCUCCAAACAGGUUGAAAAAGAAUUGAAUGAUAUGAGAAACCGGGAUUUGGUUUAUGUUGAACAUAAGGUCGUAAAGAGAAGACGACAAAGAACCCUUUAUAAAAAUUCAUUUUCAACCAAUGAAGCUGUUUCGGUUGAACUUCCUAGAAAUGUCACUGGAGAAAACCCUAAUAUAUACCAUUUUAAAGAUGAUCUUAACUGUGAAGAGUGUUUGAAUUUGAAUUUGAUCUCUCUUUGCUCUUCUAAAACUAAUCAGCGAAUGAAUGAUUCACCAUUAGACGCUCACCCAAAGACAAGUUCACAAUCAAUCAGCAACAAUUCACAUAUUUCCUACUUUAAUGAUUACUUUACAAAUCAAUUUCAACAAGACAUUUAUGGACCUUCAUCUGAAUUCAAUAAUGACAGUAGUAAUAAAGAGACCAAUGAAGGUUUUCGGUUCGAAGAAGAUAAAUUAGAAUGGUAUUUGGGUUACUAUGAAGAUUUCAAACAUUAA
Funneliformis geosporum is the source of this 804-nucleotide messenger RNA. The record is from the annotation of a GenBank genome assembly. NCBI's taxonomy places the organism in Eukaryota, Fungi, Glomeromycota, Glomeromycetes, Glomerales, Glomeraceae.